AUGUUUUUUGGUUUAUUGUGUAUGACAUAUUCUGUUUUGGGGAAUCAGAAAAUAGAGAUUGGAGAGACUGUAAGCAAGUAAUUUGAUGAUAAAAUAUAAAUUUAGAGCUAUAAUGCCCUGGCAUGGAAAUGCAAAAUAUGAAUUGUAUUGGUUUGAGUUGAAGGAGGUGAGAUAGGAUGCAGAUUUGGUGGUGGUAGUGAAAUAAUAGUCUGCGUUAGGGAAUCCAGAUAUUUAUAUAUCUUCUAAAUUAACAGAGCCAAAUGUAAACACAGCAGAGUAGAUAUGUGACUCAGUUGGAAUGGGUAAUAUUCUGAUUAAUAAAUAGAUAUCUGUGUGAUUGAAAAUCCUUAAAAGGGACCAUAUUAUUUAGCUGUGCAGUGUGAUAGUUAUUGCAGAUAUUCAUUAAAAGUUGUCUACUAAUCUGAAUUGGUGAUGUCAAAUUGUAAUUAUCCUAAUGUUUAUUAUUAUAGCUGAUGACUUAGAAUUCAAAUAUGAUAACAAUUCUUGGACUGAUGUCAUUAGAAUUGAGACAAAGAACCUAACGAAAGAUGAAACUCAGACAAAACCUACUUUAGAAAUUUAAGUAAGAGUGAAAAAUAUAGAAAUAUUAUAAGAAUCAUUCAAAUCAUAUUUAAAUAUUGGAACAUCUAAACCAACUUCUUAAAAGUAAGACUAUAUUGGAUAAGAUACAUUCUCAGGAAUGCAAAAAUUCAAGAUUCAUAAUAUAGAACCUUAUAGUGUAUUCACUUUACUUGUAGAGGGUUAAGAAGGACUCAUCGUUCAAAUAUAAACCAGAACUUAUGGAACUAUGAGAUAUUUAUAAUUAGGUGAUAAAGUUGAAGAUAUUGUGGCUGAAGAUGAUUAUUAAUUCUAUUGUAUUGAUCUUACAUAAGAUGCCUCAUCUAUUCUAUCUGGAUUAACUGUGCUCAAUAUUUAAUUGUUGCCCUUUAAAGGAUUUACUGAAAUGUUUGUCAAUCUAGAUUACCAACCACCAUUCUUAGAUUAAUAUCAAUGGUAAUUAACAGAUAGAAUUACUGAUGAUCUUGUUAUUUCAAAAGCAGAUCUUUUUAAAUAUAAUUCUAAAGCUACUUAUGCAUAUGUAGCUGUCAGAGGAAAAGAAUCAAAUGCUACUUUUGAAUUAAAAUCAUAAAUUGUUGAUCCUAAUUUCAUGCUACUAGAACUCAAUAAACCAACCACUGCUAAAUUAUCAAAAGACUCAUUUAUUUAAUAUAAAUUCUAUAUCAGAAACAUUGAAAAAUAAACUGUUAGUGUAAGCCUCAAAAAUAUCAAAGGAGAUGCUGACAUUAUACUUAAACAAUGCGAAACUUUGUGGAAUUGUGCUAUCUCUAAAGAUGAUAUCAAUUCUAGGGCUUAAAGAUUUAACUCUACACCUGGAGGAUUAUUUUUCUUUUCAGAUAAGUAAUUUAUUCUUCUAUUCUAUUUAGACCUGGUAAUGACAUCAUUGUUUUUGAUAAUAAUCCAGAAUAAUGCCAAAAAUAUGAUAACACAUUUUAAUGUUUUUAUGAUGUAAUGAUUUAUCCUGGAUAAGAUAAUACACAAGAAGAGUUGAUUUAUUCAAUUCUCAUAACUUCAUAAGGUGAGUCAACCCUAUUGAGGGAAAACACUCCUCUAAAGUAAUUUGUAGGUUUGGGAUUAGAGAAUUAUUAUAAAUUCAAAGUUGAAGAGUAAGACUACAUAAGAAGAAUGAUGAUUUAAGUAACACCAAUAUAAGGGCAGCCAAAAAUAUUUGCAUCUAAAACAAACAAGACACCAAAUCAAGAAGAUAAAUAGGGUGUUUAAAAUGUGAUCACUUAUGGAUUAUAAGGAGAUCAAGAAGCAAUAAACGGUGUAUAUUAUAUUACAGUAAAGGGUUAUACAGCAUGUUAAUAUAUAAUAACAGUUUAUAUAUUUAGAAAUAGGGGAGAUUGGAGUCAGGUAGGAAAAUAUCCCCAUUAAUAUAUUUUGUUAUUGGAUGGUUAUCCAUAAGAGAUUACAUCAUAAAACAAUAGCGAUGUCUAAUUAUUUAAAGUAGAUUUAAGUGCCUAUUACAAUCCUGAGUAGACAUACCAUUAUUCUGUAGAUGUGAAAUUGAGAGUAAUUUAAGGUAGUUUCUUGAUGUAUGGAUUCGAUCAUCCAGAGAUUGACAAAACUAAAGCAUUUGUGAAUGGAACUGAUUUCUUAUCGAUAGGUACUAGAAGUUAGAUUUAUCCAUAAUAUUUGUACAUUAGAGUAGAAGCAAGUCCGAUAUUGUCAUCAAAUUAAUUAUCAUAUUAAAUCUAUUAUCGAAUAAACAAUUAACCAAUUGAAUUGAUUUUAGGUGAUAAUUAUAGAGGUUACAUAAAUAAAGAUGACACAUAAACAUUCUUCUUAAGCUACUUUAAAAAGGAUGAAUUGUUAGUAACCAAGAAUGUUGAAUAUUAUGAUGAAUCUAUUUUAUAAGCAAGAAUUUAUGUAGGUAAUCAAGAUUAUUAAAUGACAACCUCAAGUUAAUUAAUAAAAGAAUAAGAUUUGUAGUAUGAGAAAUGCAAAACAAAUGCAACAGAAAUAGUUAAAUGUUAAAUAACUAUAAUGGUUAGUGCAUCCUAAGAUACUUAUUUUUCAUUAUUAAUUUCUAAAGAAUCAUCUAUCGUGUUUUUAUAUGAUGCAGAGCCAGUAACAAAGCCUUUAUCGAAUAAAGCAGAUCAUUAUUUAUUCUUUUUGAGUAAUCAAGAGACAGAAAUAUCAGUGUUUUCAAUUUCAGGAGAAGUUCAAAUAUAUCUUCAAAUAUUUAAUUAGUAACCUUUAUUAGAAUAAUUCCCAACAAACAAUUCAAAUUCUGUUUUGCAAUCUUUAGAUGAUUAAAAUGAUAUAGGAAGUUCAAUAUUCAUAUCUAAAGAAUUUCUGGAAAGUAAUCAGUGUCUUUUAGAUGGUUGUUAUAUUGCAGUAACUUGUAUAAAGGACCCGAAAUAUGAUUCAAAAGGAACUUAUGUAAUAACAAGAUCUUCAAGUUAUUAAACUUUAUAUCCAUCUAUAAUAUAUUAUGGGGAUGCUGAAAAAAUGAAGAUUAAAUAUUUCAAAAUUUCUAAUGUUACUUUAUCAUCUGGACUUAUGGUUAUAGUAUCACCUUUGAGUUCAGGUAGUCUAAUAGUUUUAGCUAGUUAAAAUGAAAUGCCUACUUUAGAUACAUAUUAAUAUAGUUCAAAUACUAUGAUAGGAGACUAAUUGAUCAUUCCUUCAAAUUCAGAAUCAACUGAAGCAGUUAAUUAUUAGUAAUAUUUUAAUUUUAUUAAUCAUCUAGUGUUGGCGUCUAUGCAUUCGAAGAUGUUAAAUUUUCAAUCUAAAUCAAUUUUGGAGAUCUACACUUUUAUUAAUUAAAAAAAGCAGUGCCAAUGAACUUUUUUGCAGAAUAUAAUUCUGAAACUUAUCUUAAUUACUAUCAUGCUUAAGAUUCUGAAUUUACUAUACUUUUUAGUUCCAAUCUAAUAACUCAAUACAAUAGAGCAAAUGUCCAUGUUUUACCUUAUAAGGAAAUGAAUAUGUAGGCAGAGGCAAUCAAACAAGUUAAAGAAAAGUAAUUUAUUCUUUUAUUAUUUUAGUCCUAAAUGGAAAAUGAGCGAAUAAUUUUUACACAUUAAAAAAAAUAUUCACUACUGUACUUCUUGUUAUUAUUUAAUUUAUGUAUAAAAUUUCAAUUUAGGAAAUGAUAUAUCAAUAACUAUAUCUUUAGAGAAUGAAUCAACUUAAUUACUUGAUAAUGUAGAAAUUACAAAUUAGAUUGAAUCUAAUUCAAUUCAUUAUUAUCAUUAUUUAGCUGAGGAUGAUUUUUAUUUUAAUGCAACAAUUUAUGAAGGUGAAAUACAAAUUUAUGGAGGAUUCUUUAAAAUAUAUGAAGAAAUUGAUUAACUUUUGCUUAGUCUUGAUAUUUUAGAUGGAUUAAAGGAUGAAGAUGGAAAAGUAAGAAAACCUACUUAUGGUGAAGGUUUAUUUCCAAAUAAAACAGUUGAAAUAAUGAAAAAUAAAUCUGAAGAAGCAAAAUAUAUUUUUAGAUUUAAAAUAAUAUCAAAUUCAAAUUAGAAGUCAACUUAUAAAAUAGAAUGCAUUUAAAAAUAAUAAGCAAUAGAACUUAAACUUGGUGAACCUUAAGCACUUAGAUUUAAUUCAACACUUACAGUUCCUUUCUAUUUUUUCAUUCCUGAAAGACAUUAGGAUUAUGAAAAUUAAGAAGGAUUCUAUACACUUGAUAUUGAAACCUAUGGGCACUCAUUUUAUAGAAUUUAAACGAAAACUUAACAUCCUUUUAUAAAAUUAAAUUAAGAUCUUUUUAAUAAUCCUAAUUUCUUAAGCGAUUAUCAUAAUUAUCAAGAAGUUUAAUUCUUAAAAUUCAAUUAGACAGAUUAAAUCAUUCAUUUUGAAUUUUCAAGCAUUCCUGGAUUAUAUUUCUUAGAAAUUACACCCAGAGAAAGUUCAAAUCUACCUUAUACUAUAACUUUGGGUAAUGAUUUUUUGAAUAUUCUUGCUCCAAAAUUAUCAAGAUAUGUCUCCAAUAAAAUUGGAUAAUAAAGAUUUUGGGAAAUUAAUGUUUAUCAACCUUCAACUUUAUUAAUUUAAGCAUAAUUAUGUGGAGGAAUCAUGAGUGUUUAUGGUAGUGAUAAUAUCGAAAAUUUAUAAAAAGGAUCAUAUAUCUAAAAAAUGGAAUACAAACACAAUAAAUAAAUUAUUGGAACUAUACCUGUUAGCUCAUCAGGUCCUUAUUACUUAAGUACUAAAGCAACAAAAAGUCUCAUUCCAUAAAAUGAUUAUCUUGAUUACAUUCUUAAAGUCAAUAUUCUUCAAUAAAGUAGUAUUGUUCCUUAUGAAAAAUUUGAACCUGGAGAUGGAGGAGAAUUCUCAACUAAUUACGAUGGCGAAUUUAUAAGUGUCUUUUAUAGUCCUAUUUAAGUUUCAGAAUAAUCUAGUUCUGAUUAUAAAAUAUUAACUUACUCAUACAAUUUCAUCUAUAAAUUGUAUAAUUUAACAGAUGAAGAAAUCCCUCUCUAUCAUUGUGAUUCCUCAAUUGCAUUCCCUUCAAAAUCAUAUAGGUUAGAUAAACAUCAAAAAUUGAAGGAACUCAAUCAUUCAUUUACCGUUGAUUAGAGUUUCCAAAAAAUAGCUCUUAGUAUUCUAGCUAAAGGUAAAUAUUUAUCAUUUAUUUUUAGUCAAAAUUUAUACCAAAAAUUUUGAAGAAAUUACACUAUAUUAUUAUUAUGAUACUAUUACAAUGAAAGUUGAUAAUGUUAUUUUAUAAUCAAAGUAAAGAGGAUAAAGAAGAUUAAUACUUUUUGGAAUUAUAUCAAUUCUUUUAUUAGCUAUCGUUUGCUUAUUUAUUAGAAAUAGAAAACUUAAAUAAAUGUAUAUAUAUUUUAUUAAUUUUUAAGAAUACGAUUUGAAUCUACUGAAUCAGGAUCUCAAUAGUUAGUGAGAUAAGAGUAAUCUAUUGAAAUGAAUUAUACAAGUUUGCAUUGAUAGAUGUAAUAAAUAUGAAUCAAU
Paramecium sonneborni is the source of this 5505-nucleotide messenger RNA. The record is from the annotation of a GenBank genome assembly. Lineage: Eukaryota; Ciliophora; Oligohymenophorea; Peniculida; Parameciidae.